This is a messenger RNA of Iphiclides podalirius (scarce swallowtail), 300 nucleotides long. Lineage: Eukaryota; Metazoa; Arthropoda; Insecta; Lepidoptera; Papilionidae. The record is from the annotation of a GenBank genome assembly.
AUGGCCGCCGCCGCCCGCUCUUUUCAGGGCGUCAGUGUUAAAACUUUGUCGGUGCCCCGCGAUUAUCAUACAAUGCCCACUUGCGAUGCGGCCGCGGUGACAGAUACGCGUUUCCUGCAAGCCGAAACGGCCGGCGGCCAUUUUGUUAUGCGGUUUCGCGCGCACGCGAAAUGGCGGUGGCCGCGCUCAAAGUUAAUGCCACGCUGGCGCUUCGUAAUUGUGGCCGAGCAGUUAGUGCAAACACCAUUUAUAGCGUCAUUAAAGCGCGGCUACUCUGUUGUUCGUCGCCUCUGGUGCUCC